AAUAGUAACAUAUAAACUGAAGCAGAGGCAACUACACCUGACCUGAAUACAUAAACUCCUGUUGGAGACUUCCUCAUACAUCCACUUGGUCUGGCUUCUAGUCACAUGGGGUGGAGCUCAUAGAUGGGGUUACUUUCAUACACCCCUUUUGGUCUAGGUUAGAAGUUGCAGGUAUAAAAACCUGUACAGCUCCAGCCCUCCCGGUGAAGACUCAAGGUCAAAGAACAAGUUCAAGAUGGUGCAGCGCGUGGCAGUGAUUGGGGCCGGUCCCUCUGGUCUGGUCAGUGUGAAGCAGUGUCUUGAUGAAGGUCUGCAGCCCACCUGCUUCGAGAGCAGUGACGACAUGGGUGGACUCUGGAAAUUCAAGGCAAUUUCAGAGCCGAACAGGGCCAGUAUCUACCGCUCUCUUACUAUUAAUAUUUCCAAAGAAAUGAUGUGCUAUAGUGACUUCCCUAUUCCUGCUGACUACCCAAACUACAUGCACCACUCAAAGAUCCUUAAUUAUUUCAGGAUGUACGCUGAACAUUUUAAACUACUCAAAUAUGUUCGAUUCCAGACCUCUGUGAAAAGCGUAAAACAGAGACCUGACUACACCAGAACUGGACAAUGGGAAGUUGUCACAGAGACCAAAGAUGGACAAGAGGAGACGCAUGUUUUUGAUGCAGUAAUUUGUUGCUCUGGUCACUACACUUAUCCCAAUCUCCCAUUAAAAGACUUCCCAGGAAUUGAGACAUUUGAGGGAAAGUACUUCCACAGCUGGGACUACAAAGGACCUGAAGGAAUGGAGGGGAAGAGAGUGGUGGUGAUUGGCAUCGGAAACUCUGGAGGAGACAUAGCAGUAGAGUCCAGCAGAUUUGCAAAGCAGGUGUAUAUGAGCACUCGGAGAGGGGCAUGGGUCAUUCGCCAGGUGUCAGACAAUGGAGUUCCGGUCGACAUGAAAUACAACACUCGAUUUGUCCACAUCCUCUUCCAGCUUCUGCCUAUGAGUGUCUUGAACUGGAUUGGAGAAGGCAAAGUCAAUGCCAUGUAUGACCACACCAUGUACGCUCUGAAACCCAAGCAUCGGCUGUUCAGUCAGGUUCCUGUGAUAAAUGAUGACCUGCCCCUCAAGAUCCUGUCCGGCUCAGUUAUUAUUAAAACAAAUGUCAAGGAAAUCCGUGGCUCUGACGUCAUAUUCUCAGAUGGCUCUGUUGUUGAAAAGGUUGACGUAAUUGUUUUUGCCACGGGCUACAACUAUGACUUCCCAUUUCUUCCCAAGGAAGUAAUGUACAGAACUGGCCAUCGCGUUGGCCUGUACAAACAUGUGUUUCCCCCGACACUAGAGCACCCGACUUUGGCUGUGGUCGGAUUCAUCCAUGCCCUGGGAGCCAUCAUGACCCAGGCGGAAAUGCAGGCACGUUGGGUCACACGGGUGUUUAAAGGACAUUGUAAGCUACCUCCAACCCCGGCAAUGGUAAAGGCUGUAGAGAAAGACACUAAGGACAUUGAAAAUAAUUACAUAGUGUCCAAGCUAACCCCGCUGCAGGUGGAUUUCGUCACCUACAUGGACGAGCUCGCUGGGGAGAUUGGAGCGAGGCCAAGUCUGCUGUGGCUCUUCUUCACAGACUACCCCCUGUUUAAGAAGGUCCUAUGGGGUCCUGUCACUGCCUAUCAGUACCGCCUUGUAGGACCGGGGAAGUGGGACGGCGCACGCAGGACAAUCUUCACCCAGUUUGAUCGCAUGUACCAAGCUCUGAAGACAAGACAGGUUGAAGAAGAAUCACAUGUAUCCUACAUUGGGAGACUGAUGAAGCUGACUAUGUUUGUGAUGGCUGGCGGAGCUGCUGUCUAUUACGUUCAUAAUCACAAUUCAGACACCAUUCCCAGUCUGAUUUCAAAGAUCCACCCAAUAACUUUAUGGAACAAUCAUCAUUAGUGAAAGUGUCUUGAUUGCAUUGAUAGGAUGUUGGUUUGUUGGAUGCAAUGACUGUAAAACCAUGACCAUUGUUUUAUUAUACUGCCAUACAUUUUAAUAUUAUGUACUCUAGACUAUAUCUUGCUCUAAUCUGUUUGGUCAUGAAUGGAGCUAAAAAACAUUUGAUGACAUGUUUUCUCAUGUAUUUUAACCAUUAUUGACAAAUGGUGUCUGACAAAAUAAUUGUGUGCAGUCAGCACAUUUGACCCCAUAUUAACCCAUACUGUGGAAAUAAGCUAUGUCAAUUAUAAAUCACAUAUCUCUUUAUUUACAGUAAUAACAAAAAUUGAAACUCCAAUUUGUUCAAUGAAUGUAGGAACAGUUCAUUGAGUGUGCCUCCUGGAGAUAAAGCAUUUAAUUUAAGACAUGAAUUUCUCUGUCAUCUCCAGUGGAAUCUGGGCCGAGAGUCAUUUUGAAUCAAAUCAAUGUGUGGUUACACACAUAGGCUCAAUACACUUGGCUAAUUUAUCUGCUGAUCUAUUAAAGUUCAUAUAAUUAUCUUUUAGCUUUAGUUUACAAUAACAUACAGUUUCUUCACAAAGAGGAGAAGGAUUAGGAAACCGUGUAGCUAUUACAAUAAACAUCCCUCUUUUUUUUAGGUACAGGAUAAAACAUAUUUUAUACUGAUGACUGGAUAAAAUGAGUGACGUUUGCAAGGACAAGUGACAUGUUUGUUUGUUUUUGUACAAAGUACAGUACUCUUGCAGUGAUUACUCAAAUAAACUAAAAAUAAGAGUGAGGAAA
Messenger RNA from Boleophthalmus pectinirostris (great blue-spotted mudskipper), 2698 nucleotides. Its product is annotated as flavin-containing monooxygenase 5-like. The transcript is spliced from 11 exons. Gene Ontology annotation, molecular function: N,N-dimethylaniline monooxygenase activity; NADP binding; flavin adenine dinucleotide binding. Lineage: Eukaryota; Metazoa; Chordata; Actinopteri; Gobiiformes; Gobiidae. Bases 236 to 1915 code for a protein of 559 amino acids. The record is from RefSeq and is a predicted model, not a curated record.